Messenger RNA from Linum tenue, 848 nucleotides. NCBI's taxonomy places the organism in Eukaryota, Viridiplantae, Streptophyta, Magnoliopsida, Malpighiales, Linaceae. The record is from the annotation of a GenBank genome assembly.
UAUUUACUGUUGCUUCCACCUUGUCCCCUUUGUUUUCUUCCCUUUGUUUUUGCCAAUUCCCACUCGUCCCUUUAUAUUCUUCCUCCUUAAAUUCACAAACCGCUUCUUCCUCCUCCUUUCUUUCUACACCGAUCUCACUUGGAACCCAGAAGAAGAAGAAACAGGGACAAUUCACGGAUUCACAGACUGGGAGCUGUCGGAUUCGACUAGUCCGCCAUCUCGUCCUACCUCGCCAGCCCAUGGUUCGCCACCGCCAACGUUGCCGCCAGGUUCGUGUUCAUCAUGUACGUCGUUACCCCGAUCGCCUACUGGUUCAACUUCUACCGAGCCAAGACUUUCCCCAUUUUCUCCGACAACCUCUUCACCGCCACGGGACAGGAGUACAACAUCUCCUCCAUCAUCGACUCCUCGUUCCGCCUCGACCUCGCCGCCUACGAGCGCCAAGGCAACCUUUAUCUCAGCAUGCUUUUCGCCAUGACUUAUGGAGUUGGGUUCGCCGCCCUCACCGCCACAAUUAUCCACGUUGCCAUGUUCCGUGGAAGAAUUGAAGCGGAAGAGGAGGGAGAAGAAGAGGGAGAUUGUGACGGAGACGGGAUCGUGGGGUGGCCGCCGAUUAAUUUCCGGUGGAAGAAGAAGCAGAGGAACCACAGGGACCAGAUGACGAUGGCCGUCAAUCGGUUUCUCAUUGUUCUAGUGAAUGAGAAGCGGCAGGGCCCACAUCGUCAAUGUACGUGAAGGUGACGAUGGAUGAAAUUUCUGGGUAGGGAUGAAGAUAAUUAGGUUCUAUUUUUUAUUUUUUAAUAAUUUUGAUAAUGAGGUGGAAAAUAAAAAUAAUCAAAUUUAAUUUU